GUCUUCCAUACAUAUUUUGUUCUUAGACUUCGAAUCAUAAUUGCUCUUUUGAAUCAUAUUAUUAGACAUAAAGAAAGAUAUUAGAAUAGAUCGUUCAUUUACUUUGACACACUUGAUAGAACAGCCAAACCUACAUCUCACCACAUCGUUCGUUAGCAAUCCUCGACAUCAUGCCUUUCAGAACGAAACUCACCCAGGCCUUGGGUAUCGAAUUACCUAUUGUCCAAGGUGGUAUGCAAUGGGUGGGAUAUGCGGAGUUAGCAAGCGCCGUGAGCAAUGCCGGAGGGUUGGGUAUCCUCACAGCUUUAACGCAGCCCACUCCAGAAGAUCUCCGCAAAGAGAUCCGAAGAUGUAGGGAAAUGACGAAGAAGCCAUUUGGUGUAAACAUCACACUGUUACCUUCGAUUAAUCCCCCGGAUUACGGUGCAUACGCACAAGUCACUAUUGAUGAGGGAAUUAAAGUUGUCGAGACAGCAGGAAACAGCCCAGGCCCUAUCAUAAAGAUGUUGAAGGCUGCUGGAAUAAUCGUUUUACAUAAAUGUACGACCAUCAGACAUGCAGAGAGUGCAGCGAAGCUUGGGGUUGAUUUUCUAAGCAUCGAUGGUUUCGAAUGUGCUGGGCAUGUUGGUGAAACUGAUAUCACCAACUUCAUCCUCCUUAGCAGAGCUAGACAAUCGCUAAAAGUUCCUUUCAUCGCGUCUGGUGGAUUUGCUGAUGGCGAAGGUCUUGCGGCUGCGCUUUCCUUAGGUGCUGAAGGAAUCAACAUGGGAACACGAUUCAUGUGUACCGUUGAAGCACCAAUACACGAAAAUAUCAAGAAGGAGAUUGUCAAGGCUUCUGAAGUUGAUACUCAGCUUGUUCUUCGAAGAUGGAAGAACACCUCUCGCUUGUAUAAAAACAAGGUUACUGCACAGGCAGUAAAGAUUGAGCAAGAGAGUAAGACUGGAGAGUUUGCGGAAGUUGCUCCUUAUGUAAGCGGCAAGAGAGGUAGAGAAGUCUUCACUACUGGAGACCCCGACUACGGAGUUUGGACUGCUGGCCAAGUAAUUGGUCUCAUUCACGACAUUCCCACGUGUGAGGUACUUUGCAAGAGAAUCGAGAAGGAGGCUGUGGAGACAUUGAACAAAGCUUCAGCUCUUUUCCAACCAACAAGCAAGCUCUGAUUGUAUAGUAUCUCCAUGUAUGUAUUUUAGCAUUACCAUAAUGAUUGUAUUGAUACCCUUUACAUCUGGUUUCCCUACAAUAUGCCCUGAAACUUCA
Molecule: messenger RNA, 1260 nt
Organism: Botrytis cinerea B05.10
Lineage: Eukaryota; Fungi; Ascomycota; Leotiomycetes; Helotiales; Sclerotiniaceae
Exons: 4
Coding region: 171-1163 (330 amino acids)
Molecular function (GO): nitronate monooxygenase activity
Source: RefSeq, a predicted model, not a curated record